Penicillium brasilianum is the source of this 1488-nucleotide messenger RNA. Lineage: Eukaryota; Fungi; Ascomycota; Eurotiomycetes; Eurotiales; Aspergillaceae. The record is from the annotation of a GenBank genome assembly.
AUGGCCAUCAUGUUUACGUGCCAAUUGGCAUUUAUUCUCUUUGGAUACGAUCAAGGAGUAUUCUCAGGAAUCGUAGGCAAUGACGAUUUCCUCGAGAUCGUACACCAUCCCAGUGCGGGAAUCCUAGGAAUCAUCGUGUCGAUAUACAACCUAGGCUGUUUCUCCGGUACGAUCGUAUCAUUCAUGACGGGUGAUCGACUAGGGCCACGUAAAUCGAUGUGGUUUGCAAUGAUUUGGAUUAUCGUCGGAGCAACCCUCCAAACAACGGCCUUCUCACGCGCCCAACUACUAGUAGCCCGCUUCAUCACGGGCAUUGGCACCGGUAUCGAAACGACCACCGUCCCCGUAUAUCAGUCCGAACUCUGCGAAGCCAAGAAACGAGGCAAGUACGUGAGUAGCGAGCCGUUGUUCGUCGGGGUCGGUAUCGUGAUUGCAUACUGGUUCGACUAUGGGAUGUCUUAUGUGCCCGGCGCGAUCAAUUGGCGUCUUCCCAUCGCCUGUCAGAUGAUUUUUGCUAUUAUGGUUAUUUUGUUGGUUUUUGGUCUACCCGAGAGUCCACGCUGGUUAUACAGACAUAACCGGCCCGAGGAGGCGGUGCAAGUUCUAUGUGAUGUGUAUAACAUGCAACCCGAUGAGCCCAAGGUUGUAUCCGAGUCGGAGGGGAUCCUGGACGCCAUUGAGCUUGAGACUCUACAUGGUGAAUAUAAGUGGUCGCAGAUUCUCACGAGGGAUGAGGUUCAAACUGGAAAACGUGUUUUGUUGGCUUAUGGGAUUCAAUUCAUGAAUCAGAUGGGCGGUAUCAAUCUGGUUGUCUACUAUGUGACUUCGGUCUUGCAGUACAAUGUUGGUUUAGACCGAAAACUGAGUCUGCUUCUCGGAGGAGUGAUUCAGAUUAUGUUCGUGAUAGGCUCCUUCUAUCCAACGUUCUUCUCCGACAAAUAUGGCCGUCGCCAACCAAUGAUGUGGGGAUCCUUCGGUCUCUUCAUAUGCAUGAUGAUGAUUUCCAUUCUCCUCUCAUUCAAGGGAACAUCCAUCGAAAAGCCAACGGCCUCCGCCUCGGUCGCUUUCUUCUUCCUCUUCAUGCUCAUCUUCGGUGCCUCCGUCAACUGUAUCCCGUGGGUGUACGGACCGGAAAUCCUACCACUACACGUACGAACAAAAGGACAAGCCAUCGGCAUCUCCGCAAACUGGCUCUGGAAUUUCUUCGUGGUCAUGAUCACCCCGACUUUAAUUGAAAAUCUGGCUUGGAAGGGAUACCUGAUUUUUAUGUGUUUAAAUCUUGCUUUUGUCCCAAUUGUCUACUUCUUCUACCCCGAAACAGCAAAACUCACACUCGAAGAAAUCGAUUUUCUCUUCACUGACCGCGCGAGACAUCCAUCUACGCGGGGGCGUGUUGAUGUCAGUGGUGAUGCUGGCGAUGCUGGCAACAAGAGCGGAAGUACCGGUCCAGUUGAAGUUCGGGAGGAUCAUGUCAAGGAAGAAAUUUAG